AUGUUAUUAACAAAAAUAGUUCUAAGAAAUCUAUUCAAUCCAUUUAAAGUACGUUUUAAAAUAUCACCAAGGUAUUUGAGUACGAAUUAUGAGAGUUCAUCAGACACUGUAGAUUUGGCGUACGCUUCAUAUGAAAGUACUGCUGAUCCCGAAGAGACUAAUCUUCCUCCUUUAGUUAUUUUACAUGGAUUAUUGGGGUCUAAAAAUAACUGGAAUAGUAUGAGCAAAGCCAUACACCGCACAACUGGAAGGAAGGUCAUUAGUGUGGAUGCUCGUAAUCACGGAGAUAGCAGACAUUCAUCCCAACAUACAUAUGUUCACAUGGCUCACGAUGUUAUGAAACUUUUAAAAAAGUUGGAAUUAUCUAAAGUGGCCCUCCUUGGACAUAGUAUGGGCGGCCGUACUGCUAUGGUGCUGUCUCUGCUUUGUUCUGACUUAGUAUCAAGUCUCAUCAUAGUGGAUAUCUCACCUGUUAAAACAAGUCCACAGAUUUUCACUAUGGCUAACUUAUUUGAUGCAAUGUCAUCGGUGAUGAUUAGACCUGGUAUAGCAAUGUCUAAAGCACGAAAACUAGCUGAUGAACAACUGAAAAGCAUCACCCCUGAUGUGAACUUAAGAAACUUCUUAAUUACUAAUUUAGUACAAACUAAUACUGGUGCAUAUACAUGGAGAGUGAAUCUGCCAGCUUUAAAAGAAAAUUUUCAAUCCCACAUAUCUUGUUUUCCAUCAAAUUUAAGAGGCCUUCAAUAUUGUGGACCCACCAUGUUUAUUGGUGGAACUCUAUCAGAUUAUAUAGGGAAAAACGAUUUAAAAGAAAUUCAAGAAUACUUUCCCUUAGCAGAACUAGUGUUUGUAGAAGGAGCUGGACAUUGGGUUCAUAGUCAAAAACCAGAAAAGUUCUUAGAAAUUGUUUGUCAAUUCCUAUCAGAGAAAUAG
Molecule: messenger RNA, 936 nt
Organism: Diatraea saccharalis (sugarcane borer)
Lineage: Eukaryota; Metazoa; Arthropoda; Insecta; Lepidoptera; Crambidae
Source: the annotation of a GenBank genome assembly